Molecule: messenger RNA, 1527 nt
Organism: Aspergillus melleus
Lineage: Eukaryota; Fungi; Ascomycota; Eurotiomycetes; Eurotiales; Aspergillaceae
Product: MFS transporter
Exons: 5
Coding region: 1-1527 (508 amino acids)
Biological process (GO): nitrite transport; nitrate transmembrane transport
Cellular component (GO): membrane
Molecular function (GO): nitrite transmembrane transporter activity; nitrate transmembrane transporter activity
Source: RefSeq, a predicted model, not a curated record
AUGGACUUCGUCAAAACACUUGUCGUCUCUCCAGAGAUCAACCCCAGUAAUCGAAAGGCCUUGUCAAUCCCCGUCCUCAAUCCAUUUGACCAAUAUGGAAGAGUUUUCUUCUUUUCGUGGCUCGGGUUCAUGGUGGCAUUCCUGUCGUGGUAUGCAUUUCCGCCUCUGUUGACUGUCACGAUCCGAGAAGACCUUCAUAUGACUCAAGCCCAAGUGGCGAAUUCGAACAUCGUUGCUCUCCUUGCAACAUUUCUCGUCAGAUUUGUUGCUGGUCCGUUAUGUGAUCGCUAUGGACCUCGUCUGGUUUUCAUUGGACUACUUUUAUGUGGUUCUAUUCCUACCGCAAUGGCAGGCCUCGUCACAAAUGCCCAAGGCCUGAUUGCACUACGCUUUUUCGUCGGCAUUCUUGGGGGCACUUUCGUCCCCUGUCAAGUGUGGUGCACAGGGUUCUUUGACAAGAAGAUCGUUGGCACUGCCAAUUCCCUGGCAGCUGGGUGGGGAAAUGCAGGUGGUGGGAUCACAUAUUUCGUGAUGCCUGCUCUCUACGAUUCCCUUAUCUCUGCCCAAGGUCUUGCUCCACACAAGGCAUGGCGAGUUGCCUAUGUGAUCCCUUUCAUCAUAAUCGUGGGUGUGUCCUUGGGCAUGCUUUUCACCUGCGAGGACACACCCACAGGUAAAUGGUCAGAGCGCCAUAUCUGGGACCGUGAGAACAGACGAUCAGGAGAAAACAACAACAUCGUCGAUCUCAACUCGGGCAACCUAUCUACUCCGCUUUCUAGUCCUCCUUCUAUCACAAACGUUGUCGCAGAUGUGGAAAAGAAAGGCACGCAGUCGCCUUAUUCGGUGGAUAACGAAGGUCAAGUGAUCGGACAAUUCGACGUCCUGAAGAACGACGUUAUCGUCGCCCCUACCCGCAAAGAGGCCCUGAAAGUCAUUUUCAGUCUCUCUACUGCAGCUGUCGCCAUCCCUUACGCUUGCUCCUUUGGAGCUGAGCUCGCUAUCAACUCUAUUCUGGGCGAGUUCUAUUCCGAAAACUUCCCUCACAUGAGCCAGACCCAGUCAGGCAGGUGGGCUGCUAUGUUCGGCCUUCUCAAUGUUGUCUUUCGACCGGCUGGAGGUUUCAUCGCCGACAUCCUUUACCGCUAUACAGACUCGGUGUGGUCAAAGAAACUUUUUCUUUCCUUCUUGGGUAUUGUCAUGGGCGCCUUCCAGCUAGCAAUGGGCCUUUCAAACCCCAAGAGCGAAGCAAACAUGUUCGGGCUCACAGCUGGUCUGGCCUUCUUCCUCGAAGCAUGCAACGGUGCGAACUUCGCCGUUGUCCCUCAUGUCCACCCCUUUGCCAAUGGAAUUGUCUCCGGUGCCGUCGGGGGCAUGGGUAACCUGGGAGGUAUCAUCUUCGCCAUCAUAUUCCGAUACAAUGGCAAACACUACGCCCGAUCGCUCUGGAUUGUUGGAGUCAUUGCCAUUGCCGCCAACAUCGCUGUCGCGUGGAUUCGUCCGGUGCCCAAGAGCCAGAUGGUGCGAUAA